GCUGCAGCCACACCGAGGGGCACCGCUGCCCACCGGCCCCGGGAAAGCCCCACGCUGUGGCCGCGGCCGAGCACCCGGUUCGCGAGAUUUGCAUGCUGUGAUUAAGGCAGUGAAGCAAUCGCGCUGUUGCCUCAUCGGUGAGAAUCCCCGAGGCCCGUGCACUAUAAAUGCCACCCGAUCAAUGAGCACAGCCGGGCAGGAGCGAGAGGAGCCGGGCCGGGCUGGGCAGGGCCGCACUGCACAGAGGAGGAGACGCCGAGCCGGGCACCCACCAUGUGCUUCCUCACCCGUGGGCUGGCGCUGUUGCUGGCUGUGCUGCUGUGGGCACCGUGGCGGGAGCUGCAUGGGGCACCCCUGAGCGAGCUCUCAGGGGACCAGGACUUCCAGCUCUUCCUGCAGAGGAACCUCGAGUUCACCCGCAAGAUCCGCGGGGACGUGGCUGCGCUGCAGCGCGUGGUGUGUGACACCCUCCAGCUGUGCACGGAGGACGAGCUGCUGCUGGUGCGGCAGGACCUGGACAUCGCACAGGCGCCGCUGGAGCAGUGUCACAGGCGCACCUUCCAGGCAGAGACCUGCUUCAGCCAGAUCCGUGCCGGGCUCCGCAUCUACCACGGCUCUCUGGCCACCAUCCGAGCCCUGCUGCCCGGGCACGCUGGGCUGGUGGAGACCCUGCAGCUGGACAUGGCCAACCUGUCCUCCAACAUCCAGCAGCAGAUGGAGGACCUGGGCCUGGCCACGGUGACGUACCCCACAGAGAACCAGGACCCCGUCCCCACCUUCUCCUCCCACUUCCACCACCAAGUCGGCGGCUUCUUCAUCCUGGCCAACUUCCAGCGGUUCCUGGAGACGGCGUACCGGGCACUGCGGCACCUCACCAGCCUCUGACCCCUGUUUGUGGAUGUCCUACCUGAGGGACAUCCCGGGAGCGCCCCAUUUCCUGCUUAUUUAAUAUUUAUGGCUAUUUAAUAUUUAUCUGUCUGGGGAUGCUCCCCUGCCCGCGGCCCCAGGCAGGCGCCAGGGGAUCCCGCGGUGGAUCCGUGCACAGGUACCUGUGCAGCAUCACCCUUGUUUAAUAUUUAAACACAAGCGUAUCUCUGCUACGAGGUUCUGGAGCUGGGCUGAGCCCCCACAGCUGCUGCUGGCACGGCCCGUGCCUCAGUUUCCCCACAGCUUGCACUGCUGGGGCUCCUGCAGCAUCCCACGGGAAAACGCCUUCAUCCCAGGAUGAGGAUGCUCCAGAACAGCAUCUCCCUGUCUGGGCUGCAGCCUGCAGGGACACAUCUGAUGGGUGUUAUUUCUAGUAAUUAAUAUUUAUUAGCCAUUA
Molecule: messenger RNA, 1324 nt
Organism: Vidua chalybeata
Lineage: Eukaryota; Metazoa; Chordata; Aves; Passeriformes; Viduidae
Gene: CSF3
Product: colony stimulating factor 3
Exons: 5
Coding region: 274-885 (203 amino acids)
Biological process (GO): immune response; positive regulation of cell population proliferation; positive regulation of myeloid cell differentiation
Cellular component (GO): extracellular region
Molecular function (GO): growth factor activity; cytokine activity
Source: RefSeq, a predicted model, not a curated record